Suillus subalutaceus is the source of this 1084-nucleotide messenger RNA. RefSeq names its product elongation factor TS-domain-containing protein. The record is from RefSeq and is a predicted model, not a curated record. Gene Ontology annotation, biological process: mitochondrial translational elongation. Gene Ontology annotation, molecular function: translation elongation factor activity; protein binding. The coding region runs from base 1 to 984 and encodes 327 amino acids. Gene Ontology annotation, cellular component: mitochondrial matrix. The transcript is spliced from 3 exons. NCBI's taxonomy places the organism in Eukaryota, Fungi, Basidiomycota, Agaricomycetes, Boletales, Suillaceae.
AUGUCCCAAAAGAAAUUCGGGCGUCACUCGUGUUAUUCUACAGCUCCAUCCAAGCCCUCCCUGCAGCAUGUCGCGCAGCUGCGCAAACUGACGGAGGUCUCAAUUUCAAAAGCACGAGAAGCCCUCAGUCAAACUAAUAACGACAUACAACAAGCCCUCGAAUGGGUGAAAAAUGAUCUCGCAGCGUCGGGCAUAAAAAAGGCCGCGAACGUCCAGUCUCGGGAGACUCGAGAAGGACUUGCAGCAGGGGGAAAAACAGCCUUGGGUGGCGGCGGUAUACGGGCAGCCAUGGUUGAAUUGAACUGCGAAACAGAUUUUGUUGGAAGAAAUACCCUAUUCGGUCAAUUAGCAGCGGAUAUAGCUCAUACCGCCGCGUUUAUCACGGAACCGACUGACUCUUCGACUAUCAUCAGAUCUUGUUCGCUGGACAUUUUGAACGAUGCCCCUCUAUUAUCUCAAAACAACCCCUCAUCUCAUUCGUCAUCCACAGUGUCAAGCUCUAUUAGAGACCUCAUCGCCAAAGUGGGUGAGAAGGUUUCUCUGAAAAGAGCUGUGACAGUCGUGCAAAACCCGUUUUUGGGACAGUCUCCCAAUCUUGGUCUGCGUCUCGCGUCCUAUCUGCACGGAUCUGUUGGCUCCGCUCCUCAGGGUCGCAUCGGGUCUUUGGCUGUGCUCGCUCUUCAAUCUCCAGAGCUUGCACGUCGCCUUGAGAGCGAGACUUUCGUCAAAGAUCUCGAGCGACUUGAACGUGCACUUGCACGGCAAAUCACUGGCUUUGACACUUGCUCGAUCAAGUCAUCGGAUGGUGACGAGACGGCACUUUACAACCAACCGUUCAUGAUGCUCGGAGGGGAGUGUGUAAAUGAGCCAGUACGGCUGGCCAUAGAGAACUGGAGUAAACGACAAGGUCUUGUCCAGGAUGGCGAAGGAGGUAUUGAAGUCCUGGAGUUUGCCAAAUGGAGUGUAGGCGAUGUCGUUGGAUAGAUUCAUUUAUCUUACUUACUCGGAUUACAUGCACUACCAACGGUUCUUGAGAAUUAGUUUGUAUGUAUACUUAGCUGACUAAAUUUGGCGUCAUGACACA